Sordaria macrospora k-hell is the source of this 1581-nucleotide messenger RNA. RefSeq lists its product as uncharacterized. Lineage: Eukaryota; Fungi; Ascomycota; Sordariomycetes; Sordariales; Sordariaceae. Gene Ontology annotation, molecular function: monooxygenase activity; iron ion binding; heme binding. The record is from RefSeq and is a predicted model, not a curated record.
AUGUUCAAAGCACUCCUAUCCCUUGACUCCAACCAAGCAUGGUUCGCAAUCUUGGGCUUCAUACUCGUCCUGUUCAUGGGCAGAAAAGCCUGGGUUGACUACAAGAUCCGCAAAUUCGGAGGUGUCAGGUCUUCCGUCCUGGCCACGAACCCCAUCACAGGGCUCCGGUUCUUCGUGAGGGCUGGCUUCAUGCAAGCCCGCGAUGAACUCGACAAGUUCUACGAUGAGCUCUACUACUGGGCCACACCCGAGUGUCCGAACUGUGUUGAGAUCGCUUUCCUCGGAGCCGUGAGAUUCUUGAUGACCCGGGAGCCUGAACACGUCAAGACGGUACUCACCUCCAAGUUCACAGACUACGGCAAAGGCCCUAAAUUUCACGAGACAUGGAGCCCCUUUCUCGGUGACAGCAUCUUCACAACUGACGGCCAACUAUGGUCCGAAAGCAGGGCCUUGAUCAGGCCCAUGUUCAUCAAAGACCGAGUCCGCGACCUCGAAAUCUUCGGCAAAUGGACCAAGACCCUCAUCGACAAGCUCCCCGCCUCCGGUCAAGCCGUCGACAUCAUGGACCUCUUCUACCGCAUGACCCUCGACGUAACCACCGACUUCCUCCUCGGCCACAGCGUCGACAGCCUGAAUAACCCCAAGCACGAAUUCGUCGACGCCUUCCAAGAAGUCCAACGCAUCCAAAUGAUGCUCACCAUCCUCGCCCCUUUCCGGCACAUGAUUCCCAAAUACCGCUACAACCGAGGCAUCCGCAUUCUCGAGCGCUUCAUCGAGCCUUUCAUCCAACGCACCCUCGCCCUUCCAUUUUCUGAACUCGAAGACUUGUCAAAAUCAUCCUCCGACUUUACCUUCCUGCACUCACUCGCCCGCCGCACCCGUGAUGCCAAGGUCAUCCGCGACCAGCUCAUGGCCGUCCUCCUCGCCGGUCGCGACACCACGGCCGCCACACUGUCUUGGACCAUCUACGAGCUUUCGCACUACCCGCGCGUCUAUCACAAGUUGCGCAACGAGAUCCUCGCUGUCGUCGGUCCUUCCCGCGCCCCUACUUACGAAGACCUAAAAAGCAUGACGUACCUAACCCACACCCUAAACGAAACCCUCCGUCUCUACCCCGCCGUUCCCUACAACCUGCGCGCAGCACUCAAAGACACCAGUCUCCCCGGUAUCAAAGGACAACCAGACAUAGCAGUGUUGGAAGGUGAUAUCGUGGUAUACUCGGCAUUGAGCAUGCAUCGUCGACCCGACCUUUAUCCGGAGACUGGCGAAAUCGUAGGGAAGGGAGAAAAGGGAGGACAGCCGUUUGAAGACCCGCGGAUAUUCAGCCCGGAACGAUGGGAUCACUGGACGCCGAAAGCGUGGAAUUACGUGCCGUUUAACGGGGGGCCGAGGAUCUGCGUGGGGCAGAAUUUUGCAAUGACUGAGAUGGCUUUUACUUUGGUGCGUCUCCUGCAGAAAUAUGACCGCCUUGAGUACAGAGGCGAUUGGCACGCGCAGUACCACAAGGCUGAGAUUGUUGGCGCGCCGGGACAUGGAGUUCCUGUUGCUUUCUUUGAAGCUCAAGAGGACGAUGUUGCGUAA